Messenger RNA from Oreochromis niloticus (Nile tilapia), 1493 nucleotides. RefSeq names its product granzyme K. The coding region runs from base 23 to 799 and encodes 258 amino acids. Gene Ontology annotation, biological process: proteolysis. The record is from RefSeq and is a predicted model, not a curated record. Gene Ontology annotation, molecular function: serine-type endopeptidase activity. NCBI's taxonomy places the organism in Eukaryota, Metazoa, Chordata, Actinopteri, Cichliformes, Cichlidae. The transcript is spliced from 5 exons.
CUGAUCAAAGAGGUAAGAAGAAAUGUCCUGCCUGAGGAAUUUCAGUGUUUUCGUCUCAUGCAUGUUUCUCUUCAUCAUCCAGCCAGGUCAUGGCUCUGAGAUUAUUAGAGGGAAAGAAGUUGAGCCACACUCACUGCCUUUCAUGGCUCAUGUGAGAAGUGAACGAGCUAUGUGUGGCGGGACAUUAAUCCAUCCACAAUGGGUCCUGACAGCUGCCCACUGCACUGAUAUGACUCUAGUGAUCCUGGGAGCGCACUCCCUCAGGAAAGUGGAAGUUGAUUCUUGGCAGGUCAGAGAGGUUGAGAAACGAUUUCCUCGUCCUGGCUAUUACAGUGCAUUCAAGGGCAAUGACCUCAUGUUGCUCAAGCUCAAGGAACCAGUGAUACUAACCAUGGCAGUGAAACCCCUCCAACUGGACAACAUUGUCAGAGACCCUCCACCUGGAAGCAAGUGUAUGGUGGCUGGAUGGGGAGUAACUGAAAACAACCAAAUAUCAGAUGUUCUCCUGUCUGUCAAUGUCACUGUGGUCAGCAGACAUACAUGCAACUCUGGUCAUUAUUACAACGGAAACCCUGUUAUCACCAAGGGCAUGAUAUGUGCUGGUGCAAAUAGUUUAGAUGAGGGUGAUACAUGUAGGGGGGAUUCUGGAGGUCCACUGCUGUGUAAUGGAGCACUGGUUGGGGUCACUUCAUUUGGACCAAAGGAUUGCGGCAACAAUUUUCCUGGAGUCUACUCAUUUCUCUCAGUGAAACAACUCUCCUGGAUCAAAAAUACAAUGAGGUUUUCUGAAAUGUUAUGAAUCCACAGGCAUCAAUCUAUAUGAGCUGAGCAAGAAGGGAAUCUUUGAUGCUUUUUUGUCAAAUCUACCACAGCUAUCACCAUAGACCCCUUACUUGAGCAAUAUCUAUUGUAACGGCUCAUUGAUUCUAUAUUUUAUAUUUUACUUUCUACUUGCUUGCUAUAAUUUUUAAGUACUGUGUAUACAAAAAUGGACACAGUGACCGUGAUAGUUUGUGAAUAACCAUACAUAAAAAUUGUUAUCCCAGAAACCAUUUUUUCCAAACAACUUAAAGUACUCCCAAGCAGGAGCGUUCCUGGUUGCUGCAGAUGAAUGCCACUGCUGCAGUAAAAACACAGAAAAAUUAUUUGUUUAAAUGCACACAAAACCCAUAAAAGUGAAGCAACAAAGUGAGAUUAUUCACCCUGUCAACCAAACAGAUUCAGAACCUCCUGUAUUACAAAUGUAAACUGAAAUUGAGACCUGUAAACAUUUUUUUGACAAAGAUAAAUUCCUAAGCACGCGAAGUAUGCUAUUUUGUUUAUUUCAUUUCUCAUUCUAUUUGUGCUUAACCCCCCCAAAAAAAUUAGCAUACCUUUGCUUUUUCUGCUUUAAUAGAAAAAAAAAAACUAAAAAAUUCUUUGAGUACUGUCAUUUAUAUUACCAUUAAAGCUACAAGCAUCAAUGAAAAAGACAUGUUUCCUUCUCUCUUUCU